Molecule: messenger RNA, 2340 nt
Organism: Caenorhabditis remanei
Lineage: Eukaryota; Metazoa; Nematoda; Chromadorea; Rhabditida; Rhabditidae
Exons: 16
Coding region: 1-2340 (779 amino acids)
Molecular function (GO): carboxypeptidase activity
Source: RefSeq, a predicted model, not a curated record
AUGAUAAGCGUUCGAAACCGGUUCCCACCGGGAUGCAAUUGUCUGACAGCACAGAACAAAAAUAAUGAAAAAGUGUUCCAAAAAGCAAAGAAGAGUCGGAAUAUGAAAGCUACAGGAGUGAUACUGGCAGCAGUGGCCACUGUUGCGAUCACUGUCGUUGUGUCCAAUUCAGUUCACAAGGCUUACUUUUCUCCUUCGAAAUUGGCCGCCAACACAUCCGUUGCGUCAGCUGUCCGUGAGCUCAUCAAUGUUGAAAACAUCCGGACAACUUUACAUGCUCUUACCAAAAAAGCUCAUGUCGCCGGAACUGAUAACAAUUUACAAGUUGCUGAAAUAAUUAAAAAUCAAAUGAUCAACCAAGGACUUGAAGGUGUACAUUUUAACGAGUACAAUGUGUUAUUAUCUUAUCCAAAUUGGACUUCUCCAAAUCGUGUGGAAAUUUUGGAUGAAACUGGAAAAGUAGUGCAUCAAACAUCGGGAAGGAGCAUAGCUCUGAUAAAGGAAGAGCAAAAUGAUCCGUUUUCUGAAAUUCAAUGGCUUGCCUAUUCUGCUGCUGGAAAUGUAGAAGGAGACAUUGUUUAUGUGAAUAGAGCUACCCCAAAAGACAUUGAACAUUUGGAAUCAAUGGGUAUUGACUUGAAGGACAAGAUAUUGUUAGCCAGAUACAGUUCAAACUUUCGUGGAAACAUUGCUCAGAUGGCAGUCAGGAAAGGAGCAAAAGGGUGUUUGAUAUAUUCUGAUCCAAUGCAAGUAGCCAGUCUCGGUACUGGAAUAAAUGAAACAUAUGGCAGAACUGACAAAAUGCCACCACAUGCAGUUCAAAGAGGAACUGUUCUCAUUGGUUUUGGUGACCCACAAACACCUGCAUUCCCAUCAAUUGGUGAUCUUUACAAAGAAAAAACAGAGAAAGAGUUGAUAAACGAGAAGAAAAUUCCGACUAUCCCCAUGUUACCAAUCCCUUAUUCUGAGGCGCAAAAACUAUUUGAGAACAUGAAAGGAGACGCUGUGAUUGCUGACUUUCAAGGCAAACUGAACGUCACGUAUCGUUACGGCCCAGGACUGAUAAAUAAUCAGAAACUCCGAAUGAUUGUGCACGCAAGAAAUGAAGAACGAAAAAUUCAAAACGUCUUGGGUUACCUAAGAGGAAAUCAAGAACCGGAGAAGUUUGUUCUCGUCAGUAAUCAUUAUGAUGCUUGGACAUAUGGAGCAGUUGACCCAAACAGUGGAACCACAACUCUUCUCGAAGUUUCCAGAGCAUUGAAAGAAUAUCAGAACAAGACUGGUUGGGUACCAGCAAGGUCAAUUUUGUUUGCACAUUGGGACGCUGAAGAAUAUGGCUUAAUCGGCUCAACUGAGUUCUGCGAGGAAUUCCGUACCCAGCUAAUGCGAAGGGCUGUAGCUCUUAUCAACAUGGAUUUGAUUGGAGGAAAUCAAACACUACUUGGUCUAUCAAAUCCCACUGUUGCAAACGUUCUCCGAGAAGCUGCUGCCAGUAUAGACCAUCCCAAUCCAUCUGAAGUUGAGAAGGGAAGAAUGACGCUGUAUGAUUCUUGGAAGUACUUUGAGCCGUCGAGAAACAAUCGAUCAACUCAUCCAUAUCAACGAAUUCCAGCUGGAGGAAGUGACCAUUUGCCAUUUUUCGAUUAUUUGGGAAUCCCAAUCGUCUUCUUUAUCACGUCAUCUCUUGACGCCCCACCAACAUAUCCACUGUAUCACACGAUAUACGAAACACCAUACUUGAUUGAAAAGAUUUUGGAUCCACAAUUCCAGAUGCACAAAGCAAUUGCUGGAAUGUUUAUUGAAAUGAUAGUGAAGUUCACGGAGAGCAAGAUUCUUCCAUAUGACUUAAAAGAAUUGAUGGAUGACACUUCGUUCGACUACUUGCCAAGAAUUCAAGCACACAUCAAUAAAGCAAAAUCUUCUGGAAAUGUGACAGAGUACUUAAAACAAGGACAAAAACAAUUAGAUUUGUUAAUUAAAACUGUACAGGAAUUGUCUGAAAUUGUGGUAAGAAGAAAUAUUUCGAAAUUGAGUUCGCUUCCAUUUGAUGCUCGAGUAAACGAGAACAACCGGUUAAUUGAAUUUGAGAAAUGUUUUAUUAAUCCGCAUGGAGCCACUGGAAACCCACAAGCGAGGCAUCUAUUAUUCCACCCCAGCCCUGAUAACUGGUAUGACGGAGAUGCCAUUUCUCAAGUGCAUGAUGUCAUUACAAAAAUUGAAACUUCUCUCGACGAACAGAAGUUAGUGCAGCUUUCAAGACAAUUAGCUAAAGAAAUUUCCUUAGUCCAUCUUGCAUUUAUUUGUGCCAAGCACUCACUCAACGACUUCUUUACUAUGUAA